Messenger RNA from Acyrthosiphon pisum (pea aphid), 563 nucleotides. RefSeq lists its product as uncharacterized. The coding region runs from base 118 to 540 and encodes 140 amino acids. The record is from RefSeq and is a predicted model, not a curated record. The transcript has 3 exons. Lineage: Eukaryota; Metazoa; Arthropoda; Insecta; Hemiptera; Aphididae.
AUAAUGUUUUAAUAAUGACUUGAUUUUACAGAUUUUCAGAAACUCAUUUUGAAAUAUUUAACUUCUUUAAAAGUUGAAGUUUCUAAUAUUUCUGAUACUCAACAAGAGAUUAUUAAGAUGGUUAAUGAUAUCCAAAACAGAACUUCAACUCAAGUAGAUGAUUCAUGGGCCCAUGAGGUUGACUAUUUUGUUUCAAGUUGGCCAAUAUCUGACCAAGAUGGUCUCAACGAUAUGGAAAAUAAAAUCAAGAGUGAUUUUAAUUUUCGUAAACAAGUUGUAAGUGAACUGGCUAGGAUUGGAGGCAAGUCUCUACCAAACAUGAUUUAUAAAAUUCUAAAAAAAGUUUUUGAUGAUAGCAUUUUACUCGAAUUCACAUAUUAUGGCUUGAGAAAUAAGGAUAAUUUUUCUUUACUGGCUAUAAAUAAAGUAAUAAUUGAAGCAGUUCUGAAAUCAAAAUUCAAAAAUCAUUCAAAUGAUGAGAUCAUUACAGCCAUUAGUAAAUGGCUAACUGGGGCAAAAGGCAGAAUCUCAAAAAAAUGAAAUAAACUAUUUUAAUAAUUGUA